AUGCCUCCCACUAAGAAAUCGAGAGCUUCGGGUGCGGGACGCCAGUCGCGGCCGAGUGCUGUUCAAGCUGGCGACCCGGUCCCCGUCCGCGCAAAGCGUCGCUACCGUCCUGGCACUGUCGCUCUUCGCGAAAUCCGACAUUACCAAAGCGGUACUAAACUUCUGUUACGAAAGCUACCAUUUGCGCGCCUUGUUCGAGAAAUCGCACUAUCGAUGCGUCCCGCCGACGCGGGCCUACGCUGGCAAAGUCAGGCCAUCAUGGCUCUACAAGAAGCCGCCGAGGCAUUCAUGGUUCAUCUGUUCGAAGACACCAAUCUUUGCGCCAUCCACGCCAAGCGCGUCACUAUUAUGCAGAAGGAUAUCCAGCUAGCAAGACGGAUACGCGCUCUCCGAGCCAUGAGCCGCGGCAUCGCACCGGCGACUUGUGUGGGAGCGUUCGUUGCGACACGACCUGUCAUUCGCUGUGAUGCACCCACACUUGCUACUGGACCUCCUCGACGAAACCGCUCUUUCGAUGUUUCCCCAGAUACUGUCCGUCAGCUUUCUAGCGGAAGUGUUGCUGGAUUUGGAGUUGGGGUUGUAGUCGCCCUCUUUUCACGAACCCUUGCGUUCCUUGCAGGAGUGAUUGCCUUCUCCAUCCAUCUUGCGUCUCGUUGGGGCUUGGAUAUCCCUCGAACUCUUGGUAUUGAAAAGCUAUUGAAGAAGAGUUCGAUCUGGAACAAGAGCAAGAACAGGCCAUUAUUUACUGCCUCGUUCCUGGCGACGUUCAUAAUGGCUACCUUUGUACGUCUGUAG
Messenger RNA from Fusarium coffeatum, 795 nucleotides. RefSeq lists its product as uncharacterized. The record is from RefSeq and is a predicted model, not a curated record. Bases 1 to 795 code for a protein of 264 amino acids. NCBI's taxonomy places the organism in Eukaryota, Fungi, Ascomycota, Sordariomycetes, Hypocreales, Nectriaceae. Gene Ontology annotation, cellular component: nucleosome. Gene Ontology annotation, molecular function: structural constituent of chromatin; protein heterodimerization activity; DNA binding. The transcript is spliced from 6 exons.